AUGGCAUCAGCGUCAGGUGGAAAUCCGGAGUGCCUGCCUUGGAAGUCCCUGGGUACCACAGUGACACGCACGAAGGAGUUUGCCUUCGACUCUUUGCCAAGCUUGCCAAAGCUACGCGGUUCCUUGCUGAAGUCAAGUCCACAUCGUUUGCGGGCAAUGCUGCGUUUUCUCCGCGUAGAUCAGCAGCCGCGGUUCUGCGUGGUGCAAGAUGGUCAUUUCAUGUGGUUUGAUGACGAGGGCGUGUCAACGAAAGGCGAGGCCAAGGGUUGUAUCAAUUUCCUCGUGCAUCGAGCCCGGAUACAGCAGGGUGGCACUUCAACAGCUUUCGAGAUCCACCCUGCAGAGUCACACGGUUGGCGUGAGCCAUCCUCGUUCACUGGCGAUGCCUGGCGGUCUUUCUCCUUUGACGCGGAGAAUGCUGAAACCUGUGCCAAAUGGGUGGAUGCCCUCACGGAACACAUCCGCUUUGGCAACCUUGCUGCAGAGCAAAUGGGUGCAGCGCUGGGAUGGCACGUGAAGGUUCAGAAGCCAAUGUGGUCCGACCUUGAUGCCAGCGACUCGCAGGUCUAG
Messenger RNA from Symbiodinium pilosum, 570 nucleotides. The record is from the annotation of a GenBank genome assembly. NCBI's taxonomy places the organism in Eukaryota, Dinophyceae, Suessiales, Symbiodiniaceae.